Molecule: messenger RNA, 4600 nt
Organism: Pectinophora gossypiella (pink bollworm)
Lineage: Eukaryota; Metazoa; Arthropoda; Insecta; Lepidoptera; Gelechiidae
Gene: Tollo
Product: toll-like receptor Tollo
Exons: 1
Coding region: 240-4100 (1286 amino acids)
Biological process (GO): signal transduction
Molecular function (GO): protein binding
Source: RefSeq, a predicted model, not a curated record
CAGCGCGGGUGCGCGCGUCACGUUACACUCGGACUGUACUGACGGACGAUCCUGUCCAAUUAGUGAUACCGCGAGAAACGAGUUAAGUGGCCGGUUCCACUAGUGAAGUACUCCGGUUUAACGCAAAACAAAAUGCGCCUCCGAUGAAAUGUUUCACGUGCGAUUUCAGUGUCACAGGAUUAUAAACAAAACUAUGUAAUAAGUUUAGUGAAGUUGUGUGAAGUGAACACCAAAACAUAAUGUGCCCGACGUGGUUAACAAGCGCCUUGUUGGUGCUUAGUGCUGCUGUGUCCGUGUGGUGUGCGUCUCUAUCGGCCACUACCGGAGCGCGCUACCAAGCUCCAGAUGAAUGUCGGUGGACCACAGACGACGACGGUUCAGGAGUCGCCUUACAGUGUAGACUCAGAACUAUAAACAGCGAAUUAGAGAACACCAAUUUCAGUGCAAUACAACCUCAUUUAACAGUACGAUUGCGUCUCGAAUGCAGCGAUGCACUGUUCUUCCAAAGCUCACUCUCCCCAGGCAGUUUCCGGCAAUUGAUUGAGCUAAGGGAACUCACUAUUGAGUACUGUAAGAUUGGAAAUCUUUCCGACGGUGCGUUCACUGGUUUACGUGAACUGAGGAAUUUAACGAUACGAACGCAUAACACAGAUUGGUCAACUAUGUCACUUGAAAUAACACCAACCGCAUUUUCUAGAGACGUGCAAAACCUAGAGCGUUUGGAUCUAAGUGAAAACAAUAUGUUAGUAUUCCCCGAAGGAGCACUAUGUACCCUGAGAAACUUGGAAUAUCUGAAUAUGACUGGAAAUAGAAUGAGAGACAUAAGUCAUUUUCAAUUUUCCUCCGCGCAUCGGCAUCCAACAGAGAAAUGUGGAGAUAAUCUUUUAGUUUUAGAUCUCUCACGGAAUGUCAUCGACACCUUACCACCAAGUUUAUUAUCAGGAUUGAAAAGAUUACAAAAGUUAUAUCUUCAAGGAAAUGGAUUGAAUUCAGUUGCAGAUAGAGCACUAGAAGGCCUUGUGUCUUUGACUACAAUAAGAUUCUCGGAUAACCAGCUAACUAGUCUACCACCCGAGCUAUUUAGUGACACAAAAGAACUGAAAGAAAUAUAUCUAAAUAAUAAUACAAUCACUGUUUUAGCACCAGGUCUAUUCAGUGAUCUGUUUCAACUUCUUGUACUGGAUUUAUCGCACAAUGAAUUAACGUCCGAUUGGAUAAAUACCUCUACAUUUUCUGGACUGAAACGACUGGUGUAUUUGGAUUUUUCACACAAUAGAGUGUCAAAAAUGGAAAUAGCCUUAUUCAGAGACUUACAUAACUUACAAAUAUUGAAAAUGCAAGAUAACUACAUUGAACAUAUACCCGAAAAUGUGUUCAGUUCUUUGAGUAAUCUACACACAUUGAUAUUGUCCAAUAAUAGACUAACAAACAUUGAAAGCUACGCAUUUACCGGUCUGCAAGUACUGUCUGUACUAUCGAUAGACAGCAACCGUAUUUCAAAGAUACAUCCACAUGCACUGCGCAAUUGUUCGUCCUUGCAAGAUUUGCAUAUCAAUGGAAAUAGACUUGAUGAAGUUCCUAUAGCAUUAAAAGAAAUACCUCAACUGAAAACCCUAGACUUGGGUGAAAACUUAAUAGUAAGCAUCGAAAAUGCUUCUUUUAUGGCAAUGCAACAAAUGUAUGGGUUAAGGUUGACAGAAAAUAAUAUUGGAAAUAUCAGUAAAGGAGUUUUUGAUAAAAUGACCUCACUGAAAAUAUUAAACUUGUCAAGAAACAAAAUCCAUAAAAUAGAAGCUGGCGCUUUUGAUGCGAAUAUUAACUUGCAAGCAAUAAGGCUAGAUGGAAAUUACCUGACGGACAUCGGCGGCCUUUUCGCCAAGUUACCUAAUUUGGUGUGGUUGAACAUAUCUGAUAAUCGAUUGGAAUGGUUCGACUACGCUAUGAUUCCGACUGGAUUGCAGUGGUUGGAUAUUCACGCUAACAGGAUUGCUGAACUUGGAAAUUACUUUGAAAUUGAAUCGCAACUAUCGCUCAGUACGUUCGACGCCAGUUCUAAUAGAUUGACAGAAAUAACUGGCAGUGCAAUACCAAACUCUGUAGAAAUGCUCUACUUGAAUGACAACUUAAUAUCCAAAGUACAGUCUUACACCUUUUUCAAGAAACCAAAUUUAACUCGAGUGGAUUUAUAUGGAAAUAAAAUAACAAGUCUAGACCCGAACUCUCUAAGAAUAUCAGCAGUGCCUCAAGACAAAUCUGUGCCAGAAUUUUUCAUUGGAGGAAACCCGUUGGAAUGUGAUUGCACUAUGGAAUGGUUGCAAAAAAUAAACACAGGCAACAGAGCCAGAACUCAACCCAAGUUAAUGGAUUUGGACAGUAUAUAUUGCAAAUUGCUUUAUAAUCGUGGAAACUCAUACGUGCCUUUAGUUGAAGCAGCACCUCACCAGUUUUUGUGCAAAUACGAGUUUCAUUGUUUUGCGUUGUGUCAUUGUUGUGAUUUCGACGCCUGUGAUUGCGAAAUGACUUGUCCAAACAACUGCACAUGUUAUCACGAUCAAUCGUGGUCAGCUAAUGUUGUGGAGUGCUCUAAUGCUGGGUAUGUGAACGCGUUGCCCGAGAGAAUACCGAUGGAGGCCACGCAACUGUAUCUCGACGGUAAUGACAUAAAGAUGCUCCCAAGUCACGCCUUCAUCGGAAGAAAAAGGCUGAAGAUACUCUACUUGAACUCAUCUAACAUCGAAACUAUUCACAACAGAACCUUUAAUGGAUUGAAGGAGCUCGAAGUUCUACAUUUAGAUUACAACUCUCUCACUCAGAUUGAAGGACAAGAAUUUGAUGGAUUGGAAAACUUACGAGAGCUUUACAUAAACAAUAAUAAAAUUCGUCACAUCGGAAAAGAUAUGUUCAAUCAUAUGGCGCGACUUAAAAUAUUACAUCUCCACAGUAAUAGAUUGACAAUGCUGGCAGUGUGGCAAAUAAAUCCCGCCAUAACCGCAAUAACACUUUCGUAUAACCCGUGGUCUUGUGAUUGCGAGUAUAGUGAAAUGUUCCGUGAGUGGACGAAGAGAGUGAAUUCUAUAACGGACCUAUCAAAUAUCAAGUGUAUUUACUCUAAAGGGAAUAACAGUGAGAUGACUGUGUACAAUGAAAGCAUAUACAGUGACCCAGAUUCCGGAUUCAAUAUUAUUUCUGAAAAUGGAACGUGUACUGGAUUGCCAAGUAUAAAUAAUAGUAUCAAUGGAAACCUAACAGCGACAAAGACAAUUAUAACCAAUCAAGAAGUUCAAGAUUAUAUUCCACUACUUGUUGCAACACUUGGAGCAUUCUUAUUGGUGUCGUUCGUGAGCAUGAUCAUAUUCAUAUUCCGACAAGAAAUGAGAGUGUGGUUCCAUUCAAAGUUUGGUGUGAGAUUGUUCUAUAGAGCAAGUGACAUAGACCGAGACGACAGAGAAAAAAUGUUCGACGCGUUCGUAAGCUAUAGUUCUAAAGACGAGGCAUGGGUUGCGGAAGAACUGGCGCCUAUGUUAGAGCGCGGUGACCCCUCCUACAAACUAUGCCUACAUUACCGUGAUUUCCCCGUGGGCGGAUACGUGGCCGACAACAUAAUACAGGCCGUGGAAUCCUCACGUCGUACUAUUAUGGUUCUCAGUGAAAAUUUCAUAAAAUCCGAGUGGUGCCGGUUCGAAUUUAAAUCGGCACAUCACCAAGUGCUAAGAGACAGACGGAGAAGGUUGAUAGUGGUGUUGUUGGGUGAAGUGCCUCAGAAGGAUCUCGAUCCGGAUAUAAGACUGUAUUUGAAGACGAAUACGUAUCUUCACUGGGGUGAUAAGUUGUUUUGGGAGAAGUUGAGGUUCGCGUUGCCGGACGUGCCGAACAACCAGCGGUGUCGCGGGGUGCCGAGCCCGGGCGCUGGCGGGCUGGCGCUGCACCGGCACCAGCACACUCGCAACCAGCUGGGCGCGCUGCCGCCGCCGCCGGUGCACGGCGCGCACCCCGUGCUGCCGCCACACCCGGCGCACGCGCCGCACAGUGCUCACCCUGGGCUCGCGCCGCACCAGGCGCCCCCCCGCGCCUCGCCCCGUACACUCUCCGUCCAUGUGUAGUGAUUUACGGACUCUCAGUGAAGUGACAAGACUGUUAAAUGGAAUGUAGUGACUGUUCUGUGUAAAUUGUGAUGGCUAGUCUGUUGACGUAGGUAUUGUAAAUAAUAUUCUUAGUUUUAGUUUUGUAAAUAGUACGCCUAACUUUUUAAGUAUGUCCAGCAACAGAUUCAUGACAUACAGUUUUAAUUAUUUGUAUAACGUAUUUACCAUAUUGUCAUUGCCAUUUUACAAUACAUAGUAUGAAUGUUGCAAUUUCCAUAGUUUCUAGAUAUUCGUGAUCAGUAGCUAUAUCAGCAUGACGUAGGAAGUGUUAGGCCUAUACAGGCUGUGUUCGUUGGGCAGCUGUUGCCUACUACUAUUAAUGUGACUAAACAUGGCAUCACUGCCGCCAUCUGUGAUAAACCUAGAUGUAGUUUGCUUAGUAUCCCAUCUAUGUAUAUUUUGUAAUUUAGUCAUAUUACCUAAAGAAAGAUAUUUAUUGUAAAAAUUUCGAAAAUCGA